AUGACCAAUCAAUUACCAAACCAAAUUAAAUGCCUCCAAAUUAACUUAAACAACUGCAGAGCGGCAACAGCCCUCUCUGCCAGGUUCGCCCAAGAUAAUAACGUAGCUAUAAUUUUAAUUCAAGAUCCUUACCUAACCAAUAGCAAACUAUAUGGUUACCCAAACCAGUGGACCACACACCACUCCAAUAAUAAAGAGGCCUGGUUGGUCAUAACUAAAACAACAACAAUAAAUCUAAUACCAGCAACUGAAUCAGCAGCCUUCGCUAACAUAACUACCUCAUUAGGUAACAUCAUUAUCGGCUCGCAGUACGUCAGGCCACACGCAGAUCUCUCAACAGCACUAGAUGAGUGGAGCGGCCUAAUAUCGGACAAACCACUCAUACUAGGUGCAGAUCUGAAUGCCAGGUCAACUCAAUGGGGCAACACAACAACAGACAAUAGAGGAGAUCUUCUAAUAGACUUUAAUAUUGCCCAUGACCUGAUUAGACUUAACGUACAAACACCACUAACUACUUUUUAUACGCCACACGCGAAGGGUAAUCCCGACUUCACCAUAGGAAAUCGUGACGGCUCCAUAUUAGUCAACGACUGGACCGUCAACGAUACACAUACUGCGCGCGAUCAUAGAUAUAUCACGUUUAACCUUAGCCAAUCCUUAAUUGUUCCAACUUCAAACCGUCUAAAAACUAAUUUUGGCAACCAUCCUAAGUUUAUCAAAUUGAUACAGAGCGAGGCCUCAGGCCUUAUAGACAACUGCAAUAAAAUAGCAACAAUAACAGACCUAGACGAGCACACCAGGGCUCUAAUUAAAACAGUAACCGCAAUAGCAACUAAAACAUACAGAUACAGAAAGAUUAAACCCUCAACCUCGCCCACAUGGUGGACAAACAAACUUAAAUACGAAAGAAAUAGGUUAAAUGCACUAAAUAAAAGAUUACAAGCAAGCAAAGACCCUAUAAAAACCAAACUCAAUAAAGAAGAAUACAAUAAAGCAAAAGCUACAUACCGCAAACUAAUAACUAAAGCAAAAGAAACCUCCUGGAAGCAAUUCUGCAAUAAUCAUUCAGACUCUUAUGGUGCAGCUUAUAAACUGGGCCACGGUAAACUAUUCAAACCAACAGACCUUAACCUAAAAUUACCUAACAAUAAUAUUCCAAACAAACAGGAAGUCCUGGUGUAUCCAUCCAAAUUUCACUUCCCAGACAAAGACGAUACCAUCGCGGACCAACCACCUCUAUACACACAACACACAAACACUGAACUACACGCAGACACAAAGGAGGUGAGAGAUGCUCUCUUUGCCUUCCUUACAACUAAAGCACCAGGUCCAGACGGGCUAGACUUCAUGAUUUGGAGGCGCGUCUUCGAGGCCGACUCGAACAUUCUAACUAACUGGGUCAACAAAUUCUUAACUCUAAACCACUUUCCAAAUAACUUAAAAUCAGCUACCGUCGUGUACUUCGCCAAACCUGGCAAGGACACGACACAACCGGAUGCAUAUCGACCGAUCUGCCUUCUACCAACAUUAGGCAAAUUACUAGAGAAAAUAAUCAACCAACGACUAAUACACUUCUUAGAAAUAAACAAUAAACUCAGUGAUAAACAAUUCGGCUUCCGAGAAGGCAGAUCAACAGAGUCAGCACUUAAAAUAGUAAUCAACGAAGCAAAAACAGCAAAAAAGAACAAAAACUGUAAAAAUACUAAUUACAAAAUGCUAAUCUCGGUCGACAUUAAGGGCGCCUUCGACUCAAUACAUUGGGACCAAAUAAUAACAAGACUAAACGAUCUCAACUGCCCGAAGCAGCUAGUAAACUUAAUCAACAGCUACCUAACCAACAGAUCAAUUGAAUUCGACGGCGGUCUAGGACAAACUAAACUUAACACCUACAAGGGCUGCCCACAGGGGUCAUGCCUAGGCCCACUCCUGUGGUUAAUUAUCGCGGACAUUUUCCUGCAAGAUUUUAAUCAAAACAAUGUAAAGACAAUAGCUUUCGUAGAUGACUACGGUUUCAUCAUAUCAGGCAAUAAACGUAACGAAUUAGAAACUAACGCUAAUAUGGCCAUGAACACCUUUAAUGAUUUUUGUACUAAAUAUCACCUGAACCUCUCAAUAAAUAAAUGCAAUUUCAUGACCUUUAAAAAUCCAUUCAAACAAACACCACCAAUAGUAAAGAUAAAUAAUCAAUCUAUUAAACCAGUAACAUCAAUCAAAUACUUAGGGCCCCUGAGGGGGUUUACCUUCUUUAGGUAA
Molecule: messenger RNA, 2253 nt
Organism: Parasteatoda tepidariorum (common house spider)
Lineage: Eukaryota; Metazoa; Arthropoda; Arachnida; Araneae; Theridiidae
Molecular function (GO): catalytic activity
Source: RefSeq, a predicted model, not a curated record